Molecule: messenger RNA, 2046 nt
Organism: Clonostachys rhizophaga
Lineage: Eukaryota; Fungi; Ascomycota; Sordariomycetes; Hypocreales; Bionectriaceae
Source: the annotation of a GenBank genome assembly
AUGGCAAACCAUGGACGCCGUAUGACGGCUCACGCACAAUCGCCUCUGGCGCUAGCCAAAAGCUCUCUCUCCAAGCUGGCAAAGAGGUUCCACAGCGGCCCGGGUGACAAGUUCCGCGUGAAGAUCCUCAAACGCGAACUUGUUCAAUUAUCAGAUCCAGCGAGAAAGCUGGAGCCCCGAGACGAAAUAUCCCUGCUCACCAUCCAUCCCAAGAACGGCAGUGCCCCCCUUGUGGUCGCAACCGAAGAUCCUCUGGCGGUUGAGCCUGCCGGGGAUGCGCCAAAGGGACCACACAAGCUCCCGAUCAUGGUGGUGAGGCGGAUAGGGGAGGAGUGCGCCUCCAUUUGCGAUGAGAAUGAGUCAAAGAAGACAUCGCCCAACUUGAACCAGUUCGAGAACUGCCUCGCCCUUGCGAUAACUUACAUACUGUCUUUAAUCCUCCCAUUGACAGAAAAAAGCCAGCCAGCUGUGCAGAAGGUUGUAGCGAACAACAUCCAGCACCUCGACUUCUCUGAACUCUCCAGUCAGCCUCCACCACACCAGUACCCAUUGUCGCCGUUUGGGGGUGACCCCUUCUAUCUGCCUGACGGCAGCAAUGGGUGCGGAGGAGGAUCUGACGAGCUGCCCGGAGGGUUGUCCGGGGGCUGUGGAAGCAACUAUCCGGACGACGACGACAGCAGCCACGGAGCCGGCCAAGGCAGCAAUGGCGAAGGCGGCGACGGGAGCCAGGGCAAAGGGAAGGGCGCAGACACGAACAGCCCUCAAUUCGCCUGCCCCUUCUUUCGGCAUGACCCGUUCCUAUAUGAGAAGUGUCUCAAGUUUAAGCUGAGUCGGUACAGCGACGUCAAGCAGCACAUCAAGCGAUACCACGUGGUCGACUCGUACUACUGCCAUUCGUGUAUGCAGCAAUGGAAGACACACUGCCCAGAGUAUGAGGCUCACAUGGCCGCGGACUGCAUCAAGGCACCGACCCACAGGUACCUGGAUAAAGAAGAGGUUGAAACCAUCAUCGGGAGGUCCAGGGCUAGAGGGCGAACCGGGAUGGACAAUUGGAGGGAGAUGUGGCACCGAUUGUUCCCCGAAGACGACAAGCCCGUCUCUCCAUUCCUAGACACGUACUUUGUGGAGAUGACCAAUGCCUGCCGAGACAGGAACCGCCUGAAGGUUGAGGAGAAGUUGAAGUCCUGGAUAGCAGCCGGGGGGGAACCGACCCCAGAGAGAAUGCGUGAGAUGGUCACCGAGAUCCAGGACUUGUGCUUGAACACGGCCCCAGUUGAGGCCCGACCCUCUCGAGUGCCGAACCACGUGUAUGCCAAGUCAGCCGGAUCUCUUUCGAUCCAGGUCCAGGAAUCACGCCCAAGAAACCAUUCGGAUCCUGGGCCAUCCUCGCUCGCGGUGCCCUGUGAGAAUCACGCUCCAGAGACGGCACCCUUAAUGUAUUCACAGGGUAGCAACGAGCAAUAUCUCUCAGUGCCACCUAGAGAAUAUCGCCCUUCUCGUAACAGCAUGAGCGCACUGCCCUUUCACACCCAAUCCCUGGCCACUCAAGAGCAGCCUUUCCUGGGCCCAAGGAGCAGCUCGUUCAGUGGAGGCUUCGCAACGACAGACUUUUCAGCAACACAGAGCGACAUGUUUAAUGCUGCCAAUGGCCUCCAAUACAACGAGGCGGCGGACUCCAGCUUACUACAUGUACUGGAGCAAUACCCCACGAUGGCGAGUCCAUGGGACAUAGAGGAUGGUGGCCUUGGCGCCGCGCAGGUAAUGGACAGUGUCGCGGGUCGCGUCCAACUGGACUUCGAGUCGCCGUAUCUGCAAGACAUACCGCCGCACAUUGGCCCCCAAGACCUUCUGGCAGCAGACCCGGGGAUUAUCAACACAUCUGAGCUUGGCAGCAUCAGUACGGGGAAUACGCCACACCUAAUAGAUGUGCCGUCGCCGUCAUCGUCGGCAAGGAGCAUACAGGUCGCGCAGCCGAAGCGAAAGGCCUCCAAGUCUGAUGCAAAGCAGCCCACGGCCAAGCGUGGUCCGACCCGAUACUCGGGCUAG